CCCAAACCCAAUUUUUUUACUUCUAUAAGGAAAAAAAAAACCUUCUCAAAUUAUUUCUUCUUCUGCAAUUGUGCAGUUUAAAGCUGCCCUAUAUUUUUCCCCUAUCCUUUUCUCCUACCACCCUUUCUCUUCUACCUUUUUCGGCGUUGCCGGCGGCGAUCCUUUUUCUCGUCGGAUCUCCGACCUAUCCACCUUCCCUCUCCUCUCUUUAUCAUCUAUAUCCCAGAAAAAAAUCUAAAAAAAGCGAAAAAGAAAAUCUAUCGGAAAAACAUCAAAAUUUCUAGGGUUUCAGUAUCUUCUACUUGUAUCAAUUUCGAGUUCGAUAGACGUCGGCUUUUUAAAAUUUAUUUAUAGUGUGAGAUUUUGUAUCUGCGAAUAAAAAGAGGAGAGGGAAGUUAGAAAAAAAAUUGAAAAAAAAGAAAAUUAUUGUUAUUGUUUUUGUUUUUUGUGUUGAAUUUUGAUGGCGCAGGUUCAGGUGCAGCCACAGGGUGCGAAUGCUGGUGGUGUGAACCAGUUUGUGACGUCUCUGUAUGUGGGUGACCUUGAUGUCAAUGUGACCGAUUCACAGCUGUAUGAUCUGUUCAAUCAGCUAGGGCAAGUUGUUUCGGUUAGGGUUUGCAGGGACUUGACUAGCCAGAGGUCGCUUGGUUAUGGUUAUGUCAAUUAUGGGAACCCACAAGAUGCUGCAAGGGCUCUGGAAGUGCUGAACUUUACUCCUCUCAAUGGAAAGCCCAUCAGGAUAAUGUACUCAAACCGAGACCCAACUGUUCGAAGAAGUGGCACUGCAAACAUAUUUAUUAAGAAUUUGGACAAGGCAAUUGACCACAAAGCACUACAUGAUACAUUUUCUGCAUUUGGAAACAUUCUAUCUUGUAAGGUAGCUGUGGAUUCAUCAGGUCAGUCCAAGGGGUAUGGGUUUGUGCAGUAUGACGGUGAGGAUGCUGCCCAAAAAGCUAUUGAGAAACUGAAUGGUAUGCUGCUGAAUGAUAAGCAAGUAUAUGUUGGACCCUUCGUUCGUAAGCAAGAAAGAGAUAUGGCUGUGGAUAAGACAAGAUUUACCAAUGUCUUCGUGAAAAAUUUAUCUGAAGCAACAUCAGAAGAAGAUCUCAAUAAAGCCUUUGGUGAAUUUGGUGCCAUUACUAGCAUUGCAAUUAUGAAGGAUGAAGAUGGAAAAUCUAGGUCCUUUGGAUUUGUCAACUUUGAGAAUGCUGAAGAUGCUGCUAGAGCCGUUGAAGCUCUGAAUGGUCACAAAUUUGAUAACAAAGAAUGGUUUGUAGGAAGAGCUCAGAAGAAAUCAGAGAGGGAAAUGGAAUUGAAAAAUCGAUAUGAGCAAAGUGCCAAGGAGGCAGUUGAUAAGUCACAAGGUUUGAAUCUAUAUAUAAAAAAUUUAGAUGACAGCAUUAGUGAUGACAAGCUGAAGGAAUUGUUCUCUCCAUUUGGCACAAUCACUUCAUGCAAGGUUAUGAGCGAUCCUAGUGGAGUAAGCAAAGGAUCAGGAUUUGUUGCAUUCUCAACUCCCGAAGAGGCUUCAAGAGCGCUCGCGGAGAUGAAUGGAAAGAUGAUUGUUAGCAAACCUCUGUAUGUUGCCCUUGCGCAACGCAAGGAAGAGAGAAGAGCAAGGUUACAGGCUCAGUUUUCUCAGAUGCGUCCAAUCGGAAUGGCAUCUUCGGUUGCUCCACGAAUGCCUAUGUACCCUCCUGGCGGUCCUGGUCUAGGUCAACAAAUAUUCUACGGCCAGCCACAACCAUCCAUGCUCCCCCCACAAGCUGGUUUUGGAUAUCAGCAGCAACUUGUACCUGGAAUGAGGCCUGGUGGGGGGCCUAUGCCGAAUUUCUUUAUGCCCAUGGUUCAGCAAGGGCAGCAAGGUCAACGUCCGGGUGGCCGACGUGGAGGUGCUGUUCCAUUGCAGCAAGGACAGCAGCCAGUUCCGAUGAUGCAGCAACAGAUGUUUCCGAGGGGCCGUGGAUAUCGAUAUCCUCCAGGACGUGGCCUUCCUGACGUUGGCUUUCCAGGAGUAGGUGGUGGCAUGUUCUCUGUCCCAUACGAUAUGGGUGGCAUGCCUGUGCGUGAUGCAGGAAUUGCUCAACCAAUUCCAGUAGGGGCUUUGGCUACUGCUCUGGCUAAUGCUUCUCCAACAGAGCAAAGGACGAUGCUAGGUGAAAAUCUGUACCCCUUGGUCGAACAGCUUGAACCAGAAACAGCAGCCAAGGUUACUGGCAUGCUUCUGGAGAUGGACCAGACAGAGGUAUUGCACUUGCUCGAGUCUCCCGACGCCCUGAAAGCCAAGGUUGCAGAGGCGAUGGACGUUCUUAGGAAUGUUCCUCAGCAGCAGUCCAGUAAUCCUGCUGAUCAGUUGGCUUCAUUGUCACUGAAUGAUGGUCUGGUUUCUUAAGUUCAAAGAUAUCCAAUGUGCAUCAAAUAUUUGUUCGUUUCAGGUGUGAUUUUAAUUAUGGAUUUUCUUCACCUAGAAAAUCUGACUUCCCAUAAAAAAACUUCUUAGACAAAUGUUUGACUAUCAGAUAUUGUUGGGUUGCAUUUUAGUUCAGUUUGGAGUUUGUUGGACAACAGUUUUAUUAGAACCUUUGCGCUGAUUUUUAUUUAUGGAUUUUUUUGUUUA
Solanum dulcamara is the source of this 2617-nucleotide messenger RNA. Its product is annotated as polyadenylate-binding protein 8-like. The record is from RefSeq and is a predicted model, not a curated record. NCBI's taxonomy places the organism in Eukaryota, Viridiplantae, Streptophyta, Magnoliopsida, Solanales, Solanaceae. The transcript is spliced from 9 exons. The coding region runs from base 461 to 2392 and encodes 643 amino acids. Gene Ontology annotation, cellular component: cytosol; ribonucleoprotein complex; nucleus. Gene Ontology annotation, molecular function: poly(A) binding; poly(U) RNA binding; mRNA 3'-UTR binding.